Messenger RNA from Anastrepha obliqua, 846 nucleotides. RefSeq names its product anaphase-promoting complex subunit 10 (gene APC10). The transcript has 3 exons. Lineage: Eukaryota; Metazoa; Arthropoda; Insecta; Diptera; Tephritidae. The coding region runs from base 167 to 715 and encodes 182 amino acids. Gene Ontology annotation, cellular component: anaphase-promoting complex. Gene Ontology annotation, biological process: protein K11-linked ubiquitination; anaphase-promoting complex-dependent catabolic process. The record is from RefSeq and is a predicted model, not a curated record.
AACAGCUGAUCAAUGCCGGUCGACCACUAUUUGACAUUUCUUUACCCCUGCAAAAUCAGUAAACAAAAAUUCUAGUUGCUUUUUUAUACUGCGGUAUUUGUAAGCUAAAUCUACAAUUUCAUUGAAGACAAGUCAUUAUUCCCAAUUUCGAUCAAUUUUUCCUAUAAUGGAAGGUAACGGCGAUGAAGAAAUCAGCAAUCAGGACCCAUUACCUCUUGAACGUUCCGGCUCAGUGCGUGAAAUUGGCAACCAAGCUGUGUGGAGUUUAUCGUCUUGCAAACCGGGAUUUGGCGUUGAACGUCUGCGUGAUAAUAUUAUUGACACAUAUUGGCAGUCGGAUGGUCAACUGCCGCACCUUGUCAAUGUACAAUUCCAUCGCAAGACGCGAAUCAGUGCUGUUUAUUUGUAUGCCGACUACAAACUCGAUGAAAGCUAUACGCCGUCGCGUAUUUCUUUAAGGACCGGCUCAAACUUUAAUGACUUGCAAGAACUGCAAAACCAUGAACUUUUCGAACCAACAGGUUGGACUGCCAUACAUGUAGAAAAUGGUAAAUCUCGGCCCGUGCGCAUAUACAUGUUGCAGAUUGCAAUCGUGGCGAAUCAUCAAAAUGGUCGGGACACACAUUUACGGCAGAUACGCAUACACGCGCCAGUUGAGAAUUCAAAGGAGAAAUUCACUUCUAUUAAUUUUAAGAAAUACGAUAGUAUACGAUGAAAAUAUUGGCGCAACAAAGUGUGUAAAAACUCAAAUGUUAUUUUUUAAUUUUUUAGCGUACUUUAAAAACUUACCGCUAAAUAGUGCUUUUCUAACAAUAAAAUCAUUCUGAAUUGUAUGUAUCAAGUUCA